Molecule: messenger RNA, 2103 nt
Organism: Nilaparvata lugens (brown planthopper)
Lineage: Eukaryota; Metazoa; Arthropoda; Insecta; Hemiptera; Delphacidae
Product: extensin-like
Exons: 2
Coding region: 104-778 (224 amino acids)
Source: RefSeq, a predicted model, not a curated record
AAUGUAUGUUAAAAGAUCUAUAUAUUGUGAGAGUACAUGGAAAUAAAUCAUCAUUCGCCUUCAGGUCUCAGUGAAGAUAGGACGUGUUUAGAUUUGUUUCAAUAUGUUAUUGUACCAUACAUCAGCCCUCCUCUGCUUGGUAGCACUGGCAAGUGCCCAAUACGCUCCACCAGGAGUACCAGAAAACGCAGCUCCUCAAGGAGGUUAUGUAGCACCACCAGCCUUUGCAGCAGCCGCUCCACCAGUCUUCUUUGCUCCACCAGCAUUUCCAUUUUUUGCUCCCCCACCACCAGGGUUCGCCCCUCCGCCCCCUGCCUACGCUCCACCACCUCCGAUUUUUGCUGCAUCAUUUGCACCUCCACCUCAAGCUAAUGGCCCAGCAUUUGCAUUUGCUCCAGCUCCUGAAGUGAGCGGUCCACCAUCUCAAGGAUUUGCUGCUGCUCCAGAAGGGAAUGCACCUCCACCUCCAGCAUUUGCCCCACCGCCCCAAGUUAAUGCUCCACCUCCUCCUGCAUUUGCCCCUCCACCCCCUGCAUUUGCCCCUCCACCACCUGCAUUUGCCCCUCCACCACCUGCAUUUGCCCCUCCACCACCUGCUUUUGCCCCUCCACCAGCAGAGUUCACCCAAGCGAUUGCUUUCUCACCAGUAGCGCCACCAACUCUGCUGGCCGCCCCUGCUGGAGCUGAAUUCGCACCACCCCCAGUUGGAUUUGCACCAGCAGGAAGACCUCCGCCCCCUGCACCAGCUAAGGAAUACGGUCUGCCCAAUGUUGUCUGAGGGAGGAACAGCUACUCCAUGCUAGAGUAAAGCGUGGGCUACACUUAUCAUGCAGCUUUCUGAUCCUACUCCCAUUCAAUCACAUAUGAUCAGUGAUGACAACAGCCUGGAAUGAUGCAUGCCACACAUGUCUGUCUUCCCCCCACCUCUUCACCCCACAUACAUAUUGGACAUGAGUAGGCUCAGAACGCUGUAUGUUAAGUGCCGCUCUGGCUUUACAAGCGUUUUUUCCCAUACAAAUUCACCAGAGGAGAUUGGAGUAAAAUAUUUGUGCAUAAUGGAAGUGAUAAUAUGAUAAAUGUUGGAAGAUUUUUUGAUAAAAAACUCAAUUUGAACAGGAUGAAUUGCAAUGAGAAGAUGAAGUGGAAAAAGUGAAUAUUUUCAUCAUAUAAUAAAUGAGCUAGAUCUAGACAAUAGAUUAAGCAAGUAAUCUAGACAAUAUAUUUAGUACAAUAGAUUACUCUCUCAAUAUUUCGAGCAAAGUGGAGUUCUGAUCAAUAUUAGAAACUGAUUUCAACAAACUUUACUGGAUUGGAAUGAAAUUUUGAACAGAGCUAUGUAACUUAAAAUAGUUUGGUCCUCUAUAAGUCAUGAAUGGAAAGAAUAAACUAUUCAUGAAUGAAUAGUGAAAAAUUGCCUUUAUAGGUGCGUACAUAUUUACGCGCCGCGAACAUGAGCAAUUCACUUUUAAUCAGCCGAUGCCAAGCUUUUUAUAUCUGUAUCUUACCGUUUCUGUAAAAAUACAUAUAUAGUCAGCUGAUUAAAAGUGAAUUGCUCAUGUUCGCUAUCACUGUCUGUACAAUCUGUACGCACCUUGAGAAAUACUAGAGGCACGGAGUUUCGACCGAAAUUCAAGGACCAAUCUGGGUCUAAUGUAAUGGAAAUUGGAGAUACUUGUAAUAGGCUUCCAUAAACAACAGAAAUAGAUCCAUUACUUGCCAUAGUAGUUGUGGAAGUCAGUAAAAGCCUCAUAACUUUUUCAGACAUAAUUUCUGUGCUAUACCAUGAUCUGUCUUUUUAGAUCAGAAAACUAAGCUCUUCUAAACAUGAAAUACGACUUCUAAUUUUCAGCAAUUCCCAAAUCUGUUGAUUUGUCUUAAUUAGUAUUCUAAUGAUUAUGGAUAAGUCUUCAAAUGAAUAUCUCAAGUAUCAUCUUCUAUACCUUCCAUGUGCUAUGAUUUUAUUGAAAGCAUUAUUUUAUAGUUUCAUAGUACUGUACUAUUGGAAGAAACCAUGCUUGGUGCCUAUUGAAUUUGAAUUGAAUUUUAUUGACUAGGAGAAAAUUGUUAUUUUUGUAUCAGAAUUGAAUAAAAAUUGUUUUGGAA